Messenger RNA from Schistocerca nitens (vagrant locust), 963 nucleotides. RefSeq names its product protein Wnt-4-like. Gene Ontology annotation, cellular component: extracellular region. Gene Ontology annotation, biological process: multicellular organism development; neuron differentiation; cell fate commitment. The transcript has 6 exons. Bases 1 to 963 code for a protein of 320 amino acids. The record is from RefSeq and is a predicted model, not a curated record. Gene Ontology annotation, molecular function: frizzled binding; cytokine activity. NCBI's taxonomy places the organism in Eukaryota, Metazoa, Arthropoda, Insecta, Orthoptera, Acrididae.
AUGCUGAGCGGCCGGCAGCAGCAGCAGCAGCAGGCGGACGCCGCCCCCGCCCGCCUCGGAGCCGCCUCGCUGUGUCGCCGCGAGCCGGCGCUGCCCGCCGUGCUGCUGGAGGCCCGCGGCCGCGCGCUGGACGGCUGCCGCGCCGCCUUCCGCUACGACCGCUGGAACUGCUCCCUCAGCAUAGCCGGACAAUCCGUCUUCGCCAAGCAGUUCCGCGAGACGGCGGCGCUGCAGGCGGUGUCUGGGGCGGCGCUGGCCGACGCCGUGUCCCGCGCGUGCGCGCGCGGCCAGCUGAGGCGCUGCGGCUGCCCCGCGACGGCCGACAGCCGGCGCCUGCUGCGCGAGUCCGGCACCUGCCCCGAGGGCGCCGUCGCCGCUGCCGGCCGCCGCCUCGCCAGGCGCUUCCUGCUGCCCGCGGGCGCCGCCACCGAGCCCGCAGAUGCGCGCGAGACCGUGCUGCGGCACAACCUCGCCGUCGGCAUGCAGGUGGUGGAGGAGCAGCUGGAGGAGACGUGCCGCUGCCACGGCGUGUCGGGGUCCUGUGCGGCCAAGACGUGCUGGCGGCGGCUGGCGCCCUUCCCGCGCACCGCGGACGCGCUGCGGCGACGCUACCUGUCGGCCCGGCUGCUGCUCGUCCCCAACUCGCACCGCGACCUGCGACGAGCCCACAGGACACUCGAGAAGCAGUCCAGCCUCGCCUUCCCUCCCAUGACAGCUACACCACAGCUGGUCACACCAGCUCUUAUCACAUCGGGAGCUUGUCCACAAUCUCUGCUGGGCUCCGCACUACCAGGAGGGGCUCUACGGUGGCAGUCAACUCAGUAUGUGUCAACUACCACCUCUAGUAAGUUGCUGACAGAACCAAGUAUGAGUGUAUCUGCAGAAGAUGUCAGAGAAUUUUAUGAGAAUGAGGAACUAAGUAGUGACAUGGAGACAAACACGAAAGGUGAAAGAAGAGACUGA